CCUGCGGGGUUCGGCGGCAGUUGCGGCCCAGCGGGCAGCUUUGUCCGGGAGGGCGGCACGAUGAGGCGAGAGAAGAGUUUGGCGCUGUUGAUCACGUUGGCCGCUGCGCUGGCGGCCGCAGAGACGCUGCCCGACCUAUGCCAUUCGUCCAAGAUGGUGGGCCCUUGUCGGGCAUCCUUCCAUCGGUGGUGGUACAAUGCCACAAGCCAGACAUGCCAGGAAUUCAUUUUUGGGGGUUGCAAAGGCAAUGCCAACAACUUCUUCUCCGAACAGGACUGCUUCCAGACAUGUGCCAGAGGUGGAGGCGUAGAGGCAACAGUGGUACCUGGUAGGCUAGCCACUGAAGUGGCUACAUCAAGAGGCGGACGUCACCCAGAGGCCUAUGAAAACAGGCCUGGCUUCAGAGAAUUCUGUGCUGCGCCCCGGGUGGUGGGUCCCUGCCGCGCCUCCUUCCACCGCUGGUACUUCGACCUAGAGAGCCGGACGUGCAAGAUGUUCGUCUAUGGGGGCUGCCGUGGCAACAAGAACAACUAUCUCUUUGAGGAGCACUGCUGGAGCCAGUGUACAGGUGAUGGAGAGAUAACAGAAGAGCCAGGAGACACAGAUGCACAUCCUCGCAUCCUGUCCGAACCCUUCAGCUUUUCCACCAGAGCUGUGGUCCUUGCAGUCCUUCUGGCCAUCCUGGUGACCAUCCUGCUGGGCUCGAUGGUGGUUUUCUUUGUCAAGAUCUGCCGGAAGAACCCGGAGCUGUCGGUGGGAACGGUGUGGAGCACACUGGAUGACAAAGAGUACCUGAUGAGUAACGCCUACAGCCUCUGAGUGAGAGAGCUGCCUCAGUGAGAACCGUAGCAGCAUGUAAAUACUGCAGCUGGCGGCGGCUUUGCCUUGCCGGCCUUCUUAGGGAAACUCCCCUUUCCCUGGGAACGCCACCCUUUCCAGCGGGGGGGGGGGAAAUUGGCUCAGCUAUGCAUCCUCCUGCUCCACAGGGGUCCAGGAGGAGCUGCAGGCAAUACCCCCCACCUUCAGAGCUAGCAAUGACUCCUCCUUGCUUGACCCACAGCCCCCCCCCUUGCCUUCCUCUGGUGAAUGGUCUUUACAAAGCCCUGCCCCACUUGGGUCCUCUCAAUGCAAUGGGAAAGCAGCUGGGAAUCCCCAGCCAGAAUCACUGGUGAUUCCUUUGGCCGAGAGUCCAGCAGAGGCAAUUCUGGUGGGUGGGCCUGGGCCCUGCACAUGUUGAUUCUGGCAGGGCUGCUGAAGCCAUUUUUCUUCAGGAGGAGGAAAACACUUUUGGGGUGUUCACAUCCCUGUGCUUCUGCAGAAUGCCUCCAGUUCACCUAAGAUCCAGAGGUACUGGCCUCCCUCAAGCUGCGCUGGGCUGUCUACCACAUCACCACAGCCAUGCAUUUCCCAGGGAGGAGAUGGAAGAGCAGGCUGCGUAAAACAGUGCCUGCUGGUGCUUCUGCAGCAGCUUCCACAAGGGCCCUGCCAAAUCCCAUUUCCCUGGGGACACCAGCGAGGAGUGCCAAGUGUCCCAAAUAUGGCUAAGCCGGUGUAGUGGCCAAAAGCCCCCAAUCUGGGGGCCAGGAAGGGAGAAAGGCAAGGUAUAAGACCCUGUCCAACAGCCAGUAUGUCCCACCCCCUUUGUCUGGGCAGGGGGCUUUGGGCAUGCCUUAAGCUCAGCUCUUCCCCAAGACCUUCCCUGCAGUGCCUCUCCCCCUUGCAUUGUGGAGGCUGCCCAGUUUUGCUCUCCAGUGUGCCAGACUCCUUUCUUGAGAUUAUCAAGUGCCACCAGCUGCAGCUGUUGUGGCUCAGCAGUGGCCAGUAUGGACGGUUUUGCCCAAACCUUCCCAGAUGAGGCCACCUUUGGCUCAUAGGCCCACCCAAAACCUUAAUUCUUCUGGCUUUGCAAGGAAACAGAGGAGCUGGAGGGGGGGGGACCUUCCCUGGCACUGAGGCAACCAAAGGCCUUGGAUUGCACCAUUGGCUGCGGCUGCCGGCAGUUCCACUGCAUGCGUCACUUCUUGCCGGGAAAGGCUGUGUUUCUAGUCUGAGGGACUUUCAAGAGUGCCCCAGCGAGAGCAGCUGCAGAGGCAUCUCACUGAGCAAGCUUCUACAUAACUAGCUUUAAAUGAGUUUUUAUACUUUUUAAAAAAACAAAUCAAAACUUGAUUGUACUAAAUCUUGUGGGACUCUUAUAAUUGUGUUUUUAGUAAUGAAUGGACUCUGAAUAAAAGUAACUAAACUUG
This is a messenger RNA of Crotalus tigris (Tiger rattlesnake), 2246 nucleotides long. RefSeq names its product serine peptidase inhibitor, Kunitz type 2 (gene SPINT2). Gene Ontology annotation, molecular function: serine-type endopeptidase inhibitor activity. The transcript has 7 exons. The record is from RefSeq and is a predicted model, not a curated record. The coding region runs from base 61 to 819 and encodes 252 amino acids. NCBI's taxonomy places the organism in Eukaryota, Metazoa, Chordata, Lepidosauria, Squamata, Viperidae.